CAGAGUCAUGUAGCAGGUCAGGGUGUAGUUAUAGAACCGUUGGGUAUCAGGACUAAAACGACAGGCAUCAGCAGUCUUCAGUCAGGCAGGUGAUAAAGGACGAGGCAUAAAACAAGUGAGUGAUUGAAGGAAAGAAUAAGAAACACUAUCAAUUGUCUCUCUUAAACACAGCACAGCUCUGUAGCAGGGAAUAACUCACUAAGAGUAGAAGGAUGACCUGCCACUUAUUGAGCUCCUUUGUACGGAGCCUGUCCAGGAGAAAACCUCUGGAGCCCGAGGGAGAGGAGUCCACUUUCAACCGCUGUCUGACCACCCUGGACCUGGUGGCCCUAGGGGUGGGGAGUACCCUGGGGGCAGGGGUAUACGUUCUCUCUGGAGAGGUUGCUAGGACGUCGUCAGGUCCCAGCAUCAUCAUAUCCUUCUUCAUCGCUGCCGUGGCCUCCGUCUUUGCCGGCUUGUGCUACGCUGAGUUCGGGGCCCGCGUCCCCAAAACGGGGUCUGCGUAUCUGUACAGCUAUGUGACGGUGGGAGAGCUACUGGCGUUUAUUACCGGGUGGAAUCUGUUGCUGUCCUACGUCAUUGGGACGUCCAGCGUGGCGAGGGCUUGGAGCGGAACCUUUGAUGACCUCAUCGGCAACGCCAUGGGGAACUUCUUCAAAGAAAACGUAAACAUGAACCUCCCGGGCCUCGCAGAAUACCCAGACUUCUUUGCUGCUGGACUCAUUAUGCUCCUGGCAGGUCUGCUGGCCUUCGGCGUCCAGGAAUCGGCAAUAGUCAACAAGAUCUUCACGGCCGUCAACAUCCUGGUACUUCUGUUUGUCAUUGUAGCGGGCUUCGUCAAGGGAGACAUCCGUAACUGGCAGAUCAGUCAGGAGGAGCUCAUCAACGCUACAGCAGAAUUACAGAACCUAACCUCUACAGUCAACGUGACCAGUAUGUAUGUCCUGUAUUGUGACCUCUCCAGGAACCUAAUGUCUACAGUCAACGUGACCAGUAUAUAUGUCCUGUAUUGUGACCUCUCCAGGAACCUAACCUCUACAGUCAACGUGACCAGUAUAUAUGUCCUGUAUUGUGAUCUCUCCAGGAACCUAACCUCUACAGUCAACGUGACCAGUAUAUAUGUCCUGUAUUGUGACCUCUCCAGGAACCUAACCUCUACAGUCAACGUGACCAGUAUAUAUGUCCUGUAUUGUGACCUCUCCAGGAACCUAAUGUCUACAGUCAACGUGACCAGUAUAUAUGUCCUGUAUUGUGACCUCUCCAGGAACCUAAUGUCUACAGUCAACGUGACCAGUAUAUAUGUCCUGUAUUGUGACCUCUCCAGGAACCUAACCUCUACAGUCAACGUGACCAGUAUGUAUGGGGCUGGAGGGUUCUUCCCGUACGGUUUCGACGGGACAAUCGCUGGAGCCGCUACCUGUUUCUACGCCUUCGUAGGCUUCGACUGCAUCGCCACAACAAGUGAGGAGGUAAAGAACCCUCAGAAGUCCAUCCCGCUGGGCAUCGUGGCGUCUCUCCUCAUUUGUUUCCUGGCCUACUUCGCCGUGUCGGCAGCCCUCACUCUGAUGAUGCCCUACUACCUGCUGAAUGUUAACAGCCCGCUGCCCGUGGCCUUCAUGUACAUCGGCUGGGGGCCCGCCAAGUAUGUGGUGGCUGUCGGUUCACUCUGCGCCCUCUCCACCAGUCUGUUGGGUUCCAUGUUCCCUAUGCCCCGCGUGCUGUUUGCUAUGGCCAGAGACGGUCUCCUCUUCAAGCCCCUCAGUAAGGUCAGCGCCAGACAAAGUCCUGUCAUCGCUACCAUCUCCUCCGGGGUCGUAGCAGCGAUAAUGGCCCUGGUGUUUGACCUGAAAGCAUUGGUUGACAUGAUGUCAAUUGGGACACUCUUUGCCUACACACUUGUGGCUAUAUGCAUUCUUAUACUUAGGUACCAAGAGACCCAAUCAGACGACUCAGAUCUCCAGAUCCUUGAAUCAAACACCAAGUUUGGUUGUCUCAAACCACCAUCAUUCCCAACAUCGGGCACCUCGAAAACAGUCACAGGUUUGACUGUACUGUCUGUGGUGUGUGUAUGCGGUCUGUGCAUCCUGCUGACCCAAGCGAUAGACGCUAUACAGCGGCAGGAGAUCUGGAGCAUGGUGUGUGUGUCCAUCGUAGCCUUCAUCCUCCUGGUCCUCGUCAUCGUCAUCUGGAGGCAUCCACAGAACCAAGCCAAGGCUGCUUUCAUGGUGCCCUUUCUGCCCAUGCUGCCGGUAGUUAGUGUGUUCGUCAACGUCUACCUGAUGGUCCAGUUAGGAGGAGACACCUGGAUGAGAUACGCCAUCUGGAUGGCCGUAGGGUUCCUCAUCUACUUUGGUUAUGGGAUCCGUAACAGCGUUCAGAAACAGAGGAACCAGACCAGCCAGGUAAAGAUUGAGACCAUCAGCGGUGUGAUGGAAAAGGAGGCUGUCAAAGAAGAGAAGUUCUGAGGACAACACAGGACAACACAGGACAGGACAGCACAGGACAGGACAACACAGGACAACACAGGACAACACAGGACAGGACAACACAGGACAACA
This is a messenger RNA of Oncorhynchus nerka (sockeye salmon), 2558 nucleotides long. Its product is annotated as cationic amino acid transporter 2-like. Lineage: Eukaryota; Metazoa; Chordata; Actinopteri; Salmoniformes; Salmonidae. Gene Ontology annotation, cellular component: plasma membrane. The transcript has 13 exons. The record is from RefSeq and is a predicted model, not a curated record. Gene Ontology annotation, biological process: L-arginine import across plasma membrane; L-ornithine transmembrane transport. Bases 213 to 2465 code for a protein of 750 amino acids. Gene Ontology annotation, molecular function: L-lysine transmembrane transporter activity; L-arginine transmembrane transporter activity; L-ornithine transmembrane transporter activity.